Messenger RNA from Spirodela intermedia, 3953 nucleotides. Lineage: Eukaryota; Viridiplantae; Streptophyta; Magnoliopsida; Alismatales; Araceae. The record is from the annotation of a GenBank genome assembly.
AUGGAAGACCUCUACAGCAUACACCCUGGGAUUCCGCCGUUGGAGGAGCUACCGGCCGUAGAGGCCCUGGCCCACUGCGCCAUCUCCGCUGACCUUUGGCGCCGGGACUCGUCGUCCGCUGCCGCCGCUGCCGCCACCGCCCUCUCGUCGCCCUCCUCCGCCGCCUCAAACUUCCUCAGACCCCAGAUCGCCACCCACCCCCGCUACCCCGCUCUCCUCUCCGCCUACGUCGAAUGUCGCAAGGUAGAGAAACCUCCCCCUCUCUCUCUCCCCUUUCUCUCUCUUCGUAGAUGAUGACCUUUUGAGUUCCUUGUAUUUUAAUCUCCUGUGGGAAAAGAGAAGGUGGGUGCACCGCCGGAGAUGGCAGCGCAGCUGGAGGAAAUCCGGCGGGGGGCCUCCCUCGCCGCCGUCUGUGGCGAGAUCAGCGACGAUCCGGAGCUCGAUCAUUUCAUGGUAAUCGCAGCGCCUUCCUCAGGGAGAAAUCUCGUCAUUCCUCAACCUCUUUCAGAGGAUCUUCAUCUGAGUCUUUUCUUUUCUUCUCUUCUCUUCUGUUGCAUGACGCCACCGCAGGAGUCCUACUGCCACGCGCUCAACCGCUACAAGGAGGAGCUCUCGAAGCCGUUCGACGAGGCCACGUCCUUCCUAAACAGCAUCGAGCUGCAGCUCAGCGACCUCUGCAACAGCGGCGCCGCCACGACCGGCGGCUACUCCUCAUCCGGUAAUCAUAAUCACUCUCUCCAAUCGACCAGAAGAAGUAUCAAAUUAUAAGCAAAAGUUGUAAAUCGGGGAGUGAAGACCCGAUCUUGCCUCCCGUCGUUCUUGCUGGGUUCGUUCAUGGACCACCAGUCUGGAUCGGACUGCGGGGCGGGAAUCGCGGGCUACGGAUGGCAGUCGAGGGGUCAAAUCACGCCCAUGCAGGUGCCGUGAAUGUAGGGUCAGCUCUGCGUGAGAGUUUGAGGUGCGAAGGUUUUUCUCCCCGUCCGAUGGUUAUUGGCCUGGGAAGAGAUAUCGCCUGACGAAAAAGGCUGCCUCUCUCUCUCUCUCUCUAGGUCUAUACGAGUAUGGGUGGGCCGUAGGAGAUGGUUUAAGAGAGCUUUGGGGAUGCGAAAACGAUGGAGUAGCGUGUAUUCUCUCCAAUACACACUAAUAUAGUGGGCUGAUCCUUAUAUUCUUUACCGGUUUCAUUGUUCCUGGCCUCCGAGUUCGGUUUUGUGGCAUAGUUGGUAUAGACUUCAGAUUCUGAUGGCGAUAAAGGUCUCUCUCUACUCUCCUCCCGCCCCCCCUCCCCACCCACUCUCUCUCUCUCUCUCUCUCUCUCCCUUGGGCUACUAUUGUGACGUGACUGUGGCUCCUAGUUUUGUUUUCAGGAAUGGUCGAUAUUCGACUUUAGUGUUAUCCCCUCGCCCCCUCUCUCUCUCCCUCCCUCGGAAUAAGCUACUGUUGUGACGUGACUAUGAUGUGGCUUCGAUUCCCAGUUCGGUUUAGAGGAAUAGUUGAUUAGGCUUCAACUACGUGAUCAAGUUCUCCUCCCCCAUACUUUCCUCUCUCUCUCUCUCUCUCUCUCCCUCUCUCCACGUGGGCUACUGCUAAGGGUUUUGACCUGGCUGUGAUUCCCCCCGGAUUUUGAGGGAUGGAUGGUAGAUUUUUUCAGAUUAUUCUUUGCUGCUGCGGAUGAUAAUGAUAAAUAUUCCAACUUUGUUGGUCUUCCUCAUUCUCAUAUGAGAGGGACUCCUGAAAAUUUUAUCAUAUCUUAGAUACAUGGACCGCAUAAUAACUUAGUAAAAUGUAGAUAAUCAUAAACAUCCCAAGUUUGGUAGCAUCUAUUUGUCACAAGUAGAGGCUCAAUGUACUUUUCGAUUCACUCCGAUGUAAACCUACGAAAUUCUUCGACAGCCUAGGCCAACUUGAUAGCCUCUACUAUCGAGAGAGAAAUGAUUCCUGUACAAAGCUAGAGAUAGCUAGUUAGAGAGGGGAGAGAGAGAGAGAGAGGGGGGGGGGUGGGGAGAGGGAGAGAGGGAAGACAGACAAACUCUACAAUGGCUAUUCCUCCUGCACUUUUCAAUAUGGAUGAUCCGUUCAUUAUCUGUCUUGAUCACUUCAACCAAGGUGGAAUAGAUUAACACUAAAUUCCGUCAAAAUAUGAAGAAAUUUGUCUAUUCUUUGGUCAUUUAUUUUCGUAAACUUGGAAAUUAUCACCUUAAAAAAAGAGCUCGAUUACGGCACUUAUCAUAGAAGUUUUUCUCCUCAUGUGUGCAAAGAUAAAUCAUCAUAUCAACCACCAAGCAUAACAUCUUGUUCAUUCUUUUCCUUUUCUACCCAUGUCAUAGUUAGUUCCCAGGGGUGAAGGAACAAACUUCCUUCAAGCCUCCUGUAGCUUGAGCUACUUCCCUUCCCUCGAGUAGUUCUCCUUUAAUAGUAACUAAUGCAUUCCUAAACAAGAUAGAGUUUUCCCUUUUUAUAUACUAAAGAAGGCACUGGUUUCUUCAAUGGAUUCCAAGAUAGCCUUACCUGCAAGUCCUACUAUUUUUCUUAUCGGAACGCCCUACUAUUUAUUCAUCAUUGGGUCAACCAACUACAUGCAUCUUCUUGCUCAAAGCCCAAAAUCUUAGAGCAUACGAUGAUUAGGGCCUAAUUUCUUGAAUACGUUGUCGGAGUAAUGUUUAUAUGGGAGUUAGCCGUUAUGGGGUCACAGCUUAUAUACAUGCUGAUCUUCUCUGUCUAGGUCCUGAAGAUACUUGAUUACAAUUUCUUACUUGAUUUAGCAAAUUAAUGACUCAUGGGUAGAGUUUCAGGACAUACAAUCUCGAUCAACGAGGAAUCAGAAGGUAGUUUCAGGACGAGGCUUUGAGCACCUUGAAGAUGGCAGGCCAUGUUGCAAGUGUAUGAGAAAAUGUUACGAGUCGAUGAAAAUUUACCAUGUUAUUUUCGCCCAUGUUUGCCCAUGUUCUUUAGACAUUAGAAUAGUCCCCUGGCAUCAACUUGGAAAAUAAGGAUCAUGGGGUACUUACUGAAGAAUUACAAGAAUGAUUGAGAAAAUCAUUGGCUCAAUUAACCGUUUCGCGAAUGUUUUUACCCGUAUGAUUUGAAGAGAAUAUUAGGCUUUCAAGCUUCAAUAUUUCAUUGACUUGCUUAAUAGCUUGCCUCCUCCUCUAGAGGGAGUUGGUGACGCCUCAGAGGAGGAGCUAAACUGCAGGGAUUCCACUAAGAGGGGCGGUGGGAUAUGGACAGGAGGCCAGCAUUUGAAGGAGACGCUGAUGAAGAAGUACAGCAACUACCUUAGCAACCUGAGGAAGGAGCUCCUGAAGAAAAGGAAGAAAGGGAACCUCCCAAAGGGCGCGAGGGCCUUGCUCAUGGAUUGGUGGACAAAGCACUACCAAUGGCCUUACCCCACGGUGAGAUCCCUAUCUACUAGAACAGUCCCACAUUGCCGGAAAUGGGCUUGUCUUUUAUCAUCAGUGGAUAAUUAUUGAUGGAUGGUUACCCUACGGUGAGAUCCCCAUCCGCUAGAACAGUCCCAAAUUGCCUAAGAUGGGCUUAUUUUUUAUCAUCGGUGGAUAAUUAGUGAUGGAUAGUUACCCUACGGUGAGAUCCCAAUCUACUAAAACAGUCUCACAUUGCCUAAAAUGGACUUAGUUUUUAUCAUUGAUGAAUAAUUACCCCACGGUGAGAUCCCCGUCUAGUAGAACAGUCCGAGGUUGCCUAAAAUGGGUUUAUUUUGUGAUUAUCGAUGGAUAACUAAUGGUGUGCCGCUCCCCGGUUGAGCUCAGGACGAGGAGAAGGUGAAGCUGGUGGAGGUAACCGGUCUGGAUCAGAAGCAGAUCAACAAUUGGUUCAUCAACCAGAGGAAGCGCCACUGGAAGCCGUCCGAAGGCAUGCGGUCAACCCUCGUAGACGGCAUUACUGGCGGGUCCCAUUCUACCACUAGGUACUUCGGAAUGGCUCUCGGCCAAUGA